ACAUAAAAUGAUUCAAAACCAGCAAGCAGCUUUCGCCGUCGAUAUGCCACAACCCGGUGGCUCCAAGUGCUUCGACGACGACGGCCGAAUCAAACGAACUGGGAGUGUUUGGACGGCGAGUGCGCACAUUAUAACGGCGGUGAUAGGUUCGGGAGUUUUGUCACUAGCGUGGGCAACGGCGCAGCUAGGUUGGCUCGCCGGACCGGUGGUGAUGUUGCUCUUCUCCGUCGUCACUUAUUUCACGUCUACUCUCCUCGCCGCCUGUUACCGCUCCGGCGAUCCAAUCACCGGCAAGAGGAACUACACUUAUAUGGACGCCGUCCGAUCAAAUCUUGGUGGCGUGAAGGUCAAGCUAUGUGGAAUUGUUCAGUAUCUUAAUCUAUUUGGCGUUGCUAUCGGUUACACAAUUGCCUCAGCCAUAAGCAUGAUGGCAAUAAAGAGAUCCAACUGUUUCCACAAGAGUGGAGGGAAAGAUCCAUGUCACAUGAACAGUAAUCCUUACAUGAUAGCUUUUGGAUUAGUCCAGAUUAUAUUCUCUCAGAUUCCAGAUUUUGAUCAACUUUGGUGGCUCUCUAUCCUCGCCGCCGUCAUGUCCUUCACUUAUUCCUCCGCCGGUCUCGCUCUCGGCAUCGCUCAAGUCGUAGGUCCGUUGAUAUGGAGGACAGUGUUUGUGAUCGUAACGACACUUAUCUCAAUGCUUCUACCGUUUUUCAACGACGUUGUGGGUCUGCUCGGUGCACUAGGGUUUUGGCCAUUGACGGUGUAUUUUCCGGUGGAAAUGUACAUUGAGCAGAAGAAGAUACGUCGAUGGAGCACACAAUGGGUCUGCCUUCAAGUCUUCAGCUCAGCUUGUUUGGUAGUUAGCAUUGCUGCAGCUGCUGGGUCCAUUGCUGGAGUUAUUCUCGAUCUCAAGUCCUACAAGCCAUUUCGAAGCAGUUAC
Messenger RNA from Thlaspi arvense, 940 nucleotides. The record is from the annotation of a GenBank genome assembly. Lineage: Eukaryota; Viridiplantae; Streptophyta; Magnoliopsida; Brassicales; Brassicaceae.